This is a messenger RNA of Trypanosoma cruzi, 1333 nucleotides long. RefSeq lists its product as uncharacterized. The transcript has a single exon. Lineage: Eukaryota; Euglenozoa; Kinetoplastea; Trypanosomatida; Trypanosomatidae. The annotation marks the transcript as partial. Gene Ontology annotation, molecular function: protein binding. The record is from RefSeq and is a predicted model, not a curated record.
AGAGGCAGCCAGAAGGAUGCAUGAGGUGGCCGAGGAAGAGGCAGUCAGAAGGAUGCAUGAGGUGGCCGAGGAAGAGGCAGCCAGAAGGAUGCAUGAGGUGGCCGAGGAAGAGGCAGCCAGAAGGAUGCAUGAGGUGGCCGAGGAAGAGGCAGUCAGAAGGAUGCAUGAGGUGGCCGAGGAGGAGGCAGUCAGAAGGAUGCAUGAGGUGGCCGAGGAGGAGGCAGUCAGAAGGAUGCAUGAGGUGGCCGAGGAGGAGGCAGUCAGAAGGAUGCAUGAGGUGGCCGAGGAGGAGGCAGUCAGAAGGAUGCAUGAGGUGGCCGAGGAAGAGGCAGUCAGAAGGAUGCAUGAGGUGGCCGAGGAGGAGGCAGUCAGAAGGAUGCAUGAGGUGGCCGAGGAGGAGGCAGUCAGAAGGAUGUAUGAGGUGGAAGGGUCCAGAAGCGUGGUUGUGGCAGAAGAAGAAAUGAGUGGCGCAGGGAUACAAAUGGCGGAAGAAGUUGCGUGGCGAACUUGUGGUUGGGAGUCUGUUGUUGAUGUUGAAGAAAUCUCGACAAGUGAUGAUGAAGUUUUUAGCCUUGAGGGCAUUGAACAGGUCGAUGCGUUGGGCUCCGUUGUUGGGAUGGAACAGAAUUGGCGCGUUUGCAUUGAGGCUGAGGAUCGAGGUCUUGGGAGUGAUGCCGUUGAAUGCAAAACGGUGUAUGAACCCCGUUCUACCGUGUGCAGCCUUUCUUUUUGGGAAGCCAUGCCUGUUGAUGAGGAGGAAGAGGCGCUGCAAGGGCCUGUGGAAGCGGAAGGAUCUCAGCGGGAUGUUAUGGUUGACGCGCGUGAGGAAUGGAGGUUUCUAGCGAAGUCUCGUUUUGGGACGACUGAGGAGGAACGGAUAUUAUCGGCUUCGAGAAGUUACAGCGAUGAGUACAAGUGGCGGAUGCUGAAGAUGGUUAAACCGCCACCCGAUACACAACCGCCCAAGCCAUUUAUUGGAUUUUCUUUAGCCGAGUUUCUUGUUGAGUCGUUCUUAAAGGUUGAUGGCUUGUAUGUGAAUGGACCCGCGUAUCAAGUCGGAAUUCGUAUUGACGACAUACUUCUUAGUAUUGAGGGGGACCGUGUUACGAGUAUCACUGAGGCUCGAAGGGCCGUGUCGAGGCACUGCCGUGUCGGUUGUCUGACGGACCUGACGCUUCAGCGAUCCGAUGGUGCGGUGUAUACUGUCUCUCUCUGGGUGAUGACCGCGGAGCCGCGUUUCAAGGAGGAACCAUACUUUUUUGAUGUUAGUCAACACAAUCGUUUUCAGCGCCACCGUGAGACGACCGUGAUUGAAGGUACAUCAAGAAAAUAG